CCAGGCUCUGUCUCCUUUCCCGCAGACGCCUUGUUUCUUCGCGCGGAGGCCCUGGACGCCGCAGGCUCCCAACCUACUUCUCUGGGAUGUCAGGUUCUGAACCCGGUCCUGAAGAGGCCCUGGCGCUGGGGGUGGGUGAGGCCGAGCGCGCGCCUUGGGAACCUGGCUAGCCUCAGGCUGGCGGGAGCAUUCGCGGACAUCGCCCUGGGCGGGGAGGACUGGGGGUACCCUGACCUGACCCUGCUCCUAGCUCUGACCUCGGCCACCACGCGCGGCGCCCCCGCUGGUCCCGCCAGGCUCCGCCUAAACGCAGAAAGCGUGGGAGGCGCCCGACCCUGCGGUAUAAAAGCGGUGCCUGCAGAGGCCCUAGCGGGAGUCCGCGGCGAGCGCAGCAGCAGGGCCCGGGACUGCGCCUCGGGGAUCGGCGUCCAGGCUCGGAGCGCGGCACGGAGACGGCGGCAGCGCUGGACUAGGUGGCAGGCCCUGCAUCAUGGAAACUCUUUCUAAUGCAAGUGGUACUUUUGCCAUACGCCUUUUAAAGAUACUGUGUCAAGAUAACCCUUCGCACAACGUGUUCUGUUCUCCUGUGAGCAUCUCCUCUGCCCUGGCCAUGGUUCUCCUAGGGGCAAAGGGAAACACCGCAACCCAGAUGGCCCAGGCACUGUCUUUAAACACAGAGGAAGACAUUCAUCGGGCUUUCCAGUUGCUUCUCACUGAAGUGAACAAGCCUGGCACACAGUACCUGCUGAGAACGGCCAACAGGCUCUUUGGAGAGAAAACUUGUCAGUUCCUCUCAACGUUUAAGGAAUCCUGUCUUCAAUUCUACCAUGCUGAGCUGAAGGAGCUUUCCUUUAUCAGAGCUGCAGAAGAGUCCAGGAAACACAUCAACACCUGGGUCUCAAAAAAGACCGAAGGUAAAAUUGAAGAGUUGUUGCCGGGUAGCUCAAUUGAUGCAGAAACCAGGCUGGUUCUUGUCAAUGCCAUCUACUUCAAAGGAAAGUGGAAUGAACCGUUUGACGACACAUACACAAGGGAAAUGCCCUUUAAAAUAAACCAGGAGGAGCAAAGGCCAGUGCAGAUGAUGUAUCAGGAGGCCACGUUUAAGCUCGCCCACGUGGGCGAGGUGCGCGCGCAGCUGCUGGAGCUGCCCUACGCCGGGAAGGAGCUGAGCCUGCUGGUGCUGCUGCCUGACGACGGCGUGGAGCUCAGCACGGUGGAAAAAAGUCUCACUUUUGAGAAACUCACAGCCUGGACCAAGCCAGACUGUAUGAAGAGUACUGAGGUUGAAGUUCUCCUUCCAAAAUUUAAACUACAAGAGGAUUAUGACAUGGAAUCUGUGCUUCGGCAUUUGGGAAUUGUUGAUGCCUUCCAACAGGGCAAGGCUGACUUGUCGGCAAUGUCAGCGGAGAGAGACCUGUGUCUGUCCAAGUUCGUGCACAAGAGUUUUGUGGAGGUGAAUGAAGAAGGCACCGAGGCAGCGGCAGCGUCGAGCUGCUUUGUAGUUGCAGAGUGCUGCAUGGAAUCUGGCCCCAGGUUCUGUGCUGACCACCCUUUCCUUUUCUUCAUCAGGCACAACAGAGCCAACAGCAUUCUGUUCUGUGGCAGGUUCUCAUCACCAUAAAGGGUGCACUUACCGUGCACUCGGCCAUUUCCCUCUUCCUGUGUCCCCAGAUCCCCACUACAGCUCCAAGAGGAUGGGCCUAGAAAGCUAAGUGCAAAGAUGAGGGCAGAUUCCUUACCUGUCUGCCCUCAUGAUUUGCCAGCAUGAGUUCAUGAUGCUCCACACUCGCUUAUGCUACUUAAUCAGAAUCUUGAGAAAAUAGACCAUAAUGAUUCCCUGUUGUAUUAAAAUUGCAGUCCAAAUCCCAUAGGAUAGCAAGCAAAGUUCUUCUAGAAUUCCACAUGCAAUUCACUCUGGCGACCCUGUGCUUUCCUGACACUGCGAAUACAUUCCUUAACCCGCUGCCUCAGUGGUAAUAAAUGGUGCUAGAUAUUGCUACUAUUUUAUAGAUUUCCUGGUGCUUAGCCUUAUAAAAAAGGUUGUAAAAUGUACAUUUAUAUUUUAUCUUUUUUUUUUUUUUUUUUCUCUGAGACGCAGUCUGGCUCUGUCCCCCAGGCUGGAGUGCAGUGGCGCCAUCUCGGCUCACUGCAAGCUCCGCCUCCCGGGUUCACGCCAUUCUCCUGCCUCAGCCUCCCAAGUAGCUGGGACUACAGGGGCCCGCCACCACGCCCGGCUAAUUUUUUGUAUUUUUUUAGUAGAGACGGGGUUUCACCGUGUUAGCCAGGAUGGUCUCGAUCUCCUGACCUCGUGAUCCACCCGCCUAAGCCUCCCAAAGUGCUGAGAUUACAGGCUUGAGCCACCGCGCCCGGCUAUAUUUUAUCUUUUAUCUUUUUCUUUGACAUUUACCAAUCACCAAGCAUGCACCAAACACUGCUUUAGGCACUGGGGACACAAAGGGGACAGAGCCAUCCUGCUUUGACACCUGGUCUUCAGUUCUGUGCCCAACGUAUAUAGCUUUGACAACGACCAGGUUGGACUGUUUAAUGUCUUUCAACUUACCACGUAAUCCUCUUGUAGGGAUCACAUCUUUCUUUAUGAUAUUGUAUUUCUCUACCUCUAACAGUAAAAAUUCCAUUCAACCCUUAAAGCUCACUUCAAAUUCUUUGAGAAGUUUUUCCUUUCUCCACAACCAGAUGUACAUAUUUGAACUCUCUUUGUACUUGGAGGGCACUUCUUUCGUGGUAGUUCUUUUAUUUUUAUUGAUCUCUGUAUCCUUAGAUAGUCCUCCAACAACCAAAGGUUGGGACUCUGUCUUACAUAUCUGGGUGCCCCUCAUAGUGCAGUAAUAAGUAAGUUGAUUAUAUACGAGCUAUGUAACUUAUAUUUUUAAUGGUUGGAUAUCACUGAGUUUAUUUUUUUUAAGAAUUUUUUUAUUGAGGUAAAAUUCACAUAACAUAAAAUUAACUAUUUUAAAGUGAGAAGUUCAGUGCCACUUAGUAUUGUUAACAAUGUUGCAUAACCACCACCUUUAUUUAAAGUUCCAAAAAAAAUGUUCUCCUCUAAAAGGAAACCCCAUCCCAUUAAGCAGAUACUCUCCAUUCCUUCCUUCCUCCAGCCCCCGGCAACCACCAAUCUGCUUUCUGUCUCUAUGGAUUUAUCUAUUCUUGCUAUUUUAUGUAAAUCGAAUUGUAUGAGACCUUUUGUGUCUGGCUUCUUUCACUUAGUACAAGUUUUUGAGAUUUAUUUACAUAGUAGCAUGUAUCAACACUUCAUUUUUAUGGCCAAAUAAAAUUGUAUUAUGUGUUUAUAGCACAA
This is a messenger RNA of Pan troglodytes (chimpanzee), 3316 nucleotides long. RefSeq names its product serpin family B member 9 (gene SERPINB9). Gene Ontology annotation, biological process: negative regulation of endopeptidase activity. Gene Ontology annotation, cellular component: cytoplasm. The coding region runs from base 491 to 1621 and encodes 376 amino acids. The record is from RefSeq and is a predicted model, not a curated record. Gene Ontology annotation, molecular function: serine-type endopeptidase inhibitor activity. The transcript is spliced from 7 exons. Lineage: Eukaryota; Metazoa; Chordata; Mammalia; Primates; Hominidae.